CGAUGGUGUCUCCCGAAAUACACUGUUACUGUGCAGUCAGUUGAACAGCAGCCACAAUGUAGAGCACGGAAUAGCAUUUCAUGGACUUUUGUGAUGCCAACUAAGCCAAUCAGCAAUGAUGAAUGAGGUAGAGCUCCGGAAGACCCUCCCUGAUCAGUCAUCAGGAAGUGGGCAAACUUUUGGCACCUCCCGCCACCCAAGCGUCAUCGACCCUAUCCUAUCAAAGCGGGUCUGUUUCUACAAGAGCGGAGAUCCUCAGUUCAGUGGUCUGCGUCUGGUCAUCAACAACCGCACCUUUAAGACUUUUGAUGCACUCUUGGACAGUCUCUCUAAAAAAGUGCCCCUGCCAUUUGGCGUGAGGAAUAUCACUACUCCUAGGGGGAUUCAUGCAAUCAACUCUUUGGAUGAACUUAAGGAUGGGAAAUCCUAUAUUUGCUCUGACAGCCGUAAGGUCAAGCCAAUCAAUCUGGCCUUGGCCAGGAAGAAGCUACCACCCUGGUACCACGCCAGACCGGUUAGUUCUCGCCGUCGGACUAUUCAGCAGGGUAGGUUUCUCCAAGGCCAAAGCAUCCACAAACAGGAGUCAGUGCUUAUCCGCACACCCAAGAGCCUACUGGUUUUUCGCAAUGGGGACCCCACUGUAAAACACACCGUGGUGCUUCAAAAGAAGACUACUCCCACUUACGAGGCAAUCCUGGAAUAUAUCUCAGAGCUCAUGCGGUUCCAUGUGGUGAAAUUACACACUCCUGAUGGCAGACGUGUUGAUGGUGUUCCAGGCUUGAUAUUGUGCUCUGGGACUGUGGUAGCUGUAGGCAGGGAGCCAUUCAGGCCAGCAGACUACAAUUCACAGAAAUCUCCAUCCCCAACAUGGCUGCGUACCAAACAAAUGAGCUUCAAAAGGCAAAAGGCUUCAAACCGUAAAAAGAAGUCAAGAAAUUUCUCAUCAUCAUCUGAGAGCUACAUCGUUCGUCAGAUUCAUAACACCAUCGCUGAGAGCUCCUGUGACAUACACAGUAACCCCACAAACUCUGUCGAGUUGGAGUCCAAACGCAUCCUGGAGUCAGUGGCGGAGACAGAUGGUGAUGGAGCUGAAGGGCAGGACUACAUGCUGCCCAGUGAUGACAAUAUUGAGAAGUCCUUUCAGGUUAACCAGGAUGGCAGCAUGACAGUGGAGAUGAAGGUGAGGCUGACAAUUAAGGAAGAGGAAUCCAUCCACUGGACCACCACCGUGACACGAUCAAGUGUAAACAGUCAGCUUAAUGGGACCUCUUUACCAGAGUCUAAGGGAGAGCAGGACAUCUGCUCACCUGAAUCAAACUCACUGGAUCUACAGAGUCCUGCUGCCAUUGUCGACACCAUCAACAAGGACAAAACUAAAGACAACAAUGACGAUGAUCCACCAUCUCUUGGCAAUGGAGCUUUAAGUGAGAGUAGUAAUGAAGAGGAAAAUAUCAAAAAACAGUCAGAUGUGGUGUCCUCUGGGAGAGCUCCUACUCCAGGAUACAAGCAAAUUGGCAAAAAGCAAGCCUCUGUGGAGAGUAUCAAAGCAGUUACAGAAGAAGGGAUUCAGCAAGAAAUUGUUGGUUCUUAUUCCUACAGAGAACCGACAGGUAAUGGAACAAUGACAGAGCAGUAUUGCAUGGUCAAGCAGAGCAGCACUAGACCAGUGCCCAAACCGAGAAGACUCAGCUCUCUUGAUGUCAACAGUAAAAAUGUUUCUGGAUUCAAAUCAACAGAAAUGAGUGAAAUCUUGCAGAUUGAAUCCAGUGGAGAGGAGGUCACUGAGACGAUCAUACACAUAUAUGAACAGCAGACAUGCCAGGACAAUUUCUUUGCAAAUGUUUGCACACACCCUGCUACAACCGUUGGAAGGCCAGCUACUUCAGAAACAGGACAGCUCUCACAGAAUAAUGAAUUAGAAUGCUAUAGGCCAUCAACUGCCUCUGAGUCCAUUAGUAUCUGGAAGACUGAAAGCAUGUCAAUGAAGUCACAGAAAAAUGGUGCAGUGCAAGGAAAAAACAGACAACAGCAGCUCCAAAAACCCAGAAAAGACCUGCAUCAAAGAGAGACAGGUAUGGAUAAGAGGACAUCCUCAAAACCCAGGGCAGUCAACAAACAUGUUCAGAGGCUUGCAACGCCGCGGAAAAGACAAAAACAGAAUACUGCAGAAGCAACCAGGACCCAUAAGAAAGCAAAAACUUUCUCCAGCGCUGGAUUCAUUAGGAGGAUUUAUGGAAAUAAAAUGAAAUCGUCAAAAAGGGUGAAAAUCCUUAAAAAGAGACCAACACAAAAUGGGGAAAGAAGGGUUGCAACAAAGAAGUCAGAAGUGUCAGACGACACAACAAGAAGUACGGUCAAAGAUUCAAAUGUGCAAUCAGUGUUAAAAAAAUCCACAGAGAGAGUUUCUUUCGAUACAAGCAGGAUGAGUGUCUCUCCCAAUGAGGUACACCAAGCACGGAGAAUACUGACACGGCAGACAUCCAUGCAUGUGGAGAAAAGGAGUGAAAACGAGUCCUAUGAUAUUACUGGAAGCGUGUUGCCUGCUUUUAACUCCUCCAGCACUGUUACAAAUGAAUAUGUAGAAAGUUGGCUCCAGAAAGCCCACCUGAAUCCCCCAUCUCACUCGCAUGAUGAACAUCAAAAACUGGAAGCGAGUACAGUGGCACAGACAGAAAAUGGCAGGUGUGAAGAGCCUGAAAAUAAGCACAGUUUGAUCGCUGUGGAGGAAGACGUAAAAUGUUCAGAAAUAAAAACAUGUCAAACUUCAGAUCCACCGCCACCACCAGAGGGUUUGCUGGCAACAUCUGUCAAGCUGAGAGUCCAGUCUUUUGAAAAUAAAUCAAGUCCAUCACUAGAAAAUACUAGAGCCAGGCACCAAAUUGUUCAUCAUCAUCAUACAACCACAAAAAACACAGAAAACUGGAAGAACGAAUCUCAAAAAGAAGAAAUAAACCCUCCUGUGCCACCGAGUGAUAAGACCUCAACAGAAACGCAACUGGACAGUGAAGCGAAAAAUAAAUCAAGUUCAAUCAGAAUCUCAUUCCAAAAAGCAACGCCACUCAAUACAUUUUCAAUGGAGCUACCACCACCACCUCCUCCUGCUGAAAAUACAGAACUGUCAGACACUGAAUAUUGCAUGAAUGACGCAUCAUCAGCGGUCAGCAGCCCAUUAUACAGACUCUCAUCAGUGAGCAGUGAAGGGACAGAUAAUAAUCCAUUAUCCAUUAGUCCUACAUCUGGCAAGGCUGUAUCAUUUAGAGUCAAUGCAACAGCACCACCAUCAAGAACACCCUCCAUUAAAAGGGCCCCUUUGGUUAGUAAUCGGUCUCUUGAAAGAAAAAUGUCCCUUAGAAAAGCUUGUGUUGAUAAAUAUGCUUUAAGCAGUGAGGCUGCUCCAGAGGAGACCACGCUGUCUACUCACACUGUGGGCAGUGAUGCCGUCUGUUCAACAGAGAGACAGCAAUCAAUCGAAGCCCAAACAGAAGAGGCACACCAGUCAGGUCAGAUGAGCUGCCCGUCUUGUGGUACUUCUGCAUCCCCUACUAGUUUAACAUCCGAGGAGGGACUGUCAUUGCCCAGUAUUUCAUCAAAUGAUGCUUCAGUGCCUAGCAAUAUACCAUUUAAAGAGAGAGGAAUGACUAAAGCAACUCAAAAGGAGGCAUCAACACCUAAAGUCCUGGUGAAAAAAGCAAAAGUGAAAACCAGCCCAUUUCCAGAGAGGAAGCUCCAAAACCAGAAAUCUCAAGAUGGCUCUGUACAGCUAUCAACAGAGCAACGUCGCCCUGAGGAUAAAACUCUGUCUCCAAAAACUGGAAUACAAAAACAUGCAGCUUCAAAUGGUAGCCCCUCUGCUGAGAAAAAGCAGAUUAAUGAACCAAAACAGCAAAAGAGGCACUCUCCAUAUUCUCAGUCUCUGGACAUGGUGUCACCACCUGUCAAACACAAGUCAAGUAGAAAGUUGCUUUCCAGAGACCUCUCCUCAGACAACCCAUCAGAGCCAGCAACUAAGAGACACAAGAAAACAUCGGUCCAAAGAAAAAGUCACCAAACGCCAGAGUCGGUAAAAUCAAAAUCUGAACGGGACAAACCGCUGACCUCUGACACUUUCUUGUCACUGGAAACUGAUCAGAGUAUUGAAAAGAAGAAGGCAGAAGGUGAAGCAGCAGAUCAAGAGACCUCUAUGACAGACAUGCAAAUAAUAAAACCAUCAACCACUGCAAACCAGCCAAGCAUGAAACCAGUCCUUGAAAAGAUUUGCUACUCAAUCAAGUCAAUAAGACAGAUGACUCAAAACAAACGCCCAUCCUGUCUGGAAAAGUCCAACAGCUUGCCUGACUUCUCCUCCCAUGUAGCUUCUACAUUUGGUUCCUCAUCUAGAACUCUUCUCGCUUUCCUGUCUGUCAUGACCCUCAAGGAAGGCAUUACCAACUUAAAUAGGGACGAGCUGAACGCAAACAAUGUCAGCUGUGCGGAGGCCUUAAAGAUGAUCGAUUCACUCAGAGAAAUUGCCAGCAUCGAGGAUUCCCACAGAUUGCAUAGGAGUUUGUCAAAUUUGCAAAAAUCAGCCUCGAAACAGCUCCUGCAGAGCUGGAAGGGCUUUCAGGAACUCAGCGACAGAUGCAAAAGCCGCAGCUCGACGCUGAGUGCUUCAGAGCCAGAACUCAUAACUGAAGUGAAUCCCGAAGAAGAGCACAUCGUUGAAGAAAAUAUUAUUGAUGAGCUCAUGGAUAACCUCGACGUACCAGAGAAGCUCAAGGAGGAACUGGCUUCUCUUUCUGUGACUGCAAAUACUGAGUGUGACAUCAAAGAGCUGUGGCCAAAAGAAAGCAGUGAUGAAAGCACCAGGAAUUUCUCCAAAGAGGAUGCUGCUACUGUUCCAGAUGCUACUCAAGAUGAUAAAGCAGAUGUGGAGGUGAGGUCCAGCAUAAUCAAAGUGACUGAUAUUAGCCAGAUGCAACAAAGUGGAGAAGACAGAUCUUACCUAAUAACAGAGGAAGCAAAGGACAACCCGAUUGUCCAGGCCACUAAAGACAAUGACCCACCAGUUGAUUCCCAUUCUAAACUAGCUACUGAAGAAAGGCAGCUUCAUAGCAAAGCAUCAUUUGCACAAGAGUACAAAGUGGACUUGCAUUCAUGUCAGGGUGCAUCAGCGGAGAACAUCAUCGAGGGAGAAGUCACGAGUGAGAAAAAUCUUGAAAACGAGUCAGGUUCAGAUGAUGAAGGGCAGAAGAUGUCAAGUGCCAGUAAAGAAUUAGCAGAAAAAGAGAGCUGUAAGCAAAGUGUACCCAGUUCAGAAGCAGGUGAGCAGAGGAGCUCAGAGGAGAAUGAGUCAGAAGCUGAAUGUGAGGAGAUGAGACAGGGAAGUAGUGAGACUGAAGACUUGUCCAAUCCUGAAAAUCACUCUGAGGAGGAAGAUGGCAAGCUAGCAAGCCCCAGCUACUAUGUGGAACUAAAUGUAAGAGAAGCAAAAAGUAUAUCCAGCCUGGACAGUGAAAAUCAGACAGAGGUCAAAUGUACAGAGAUGAGCAAAGUUGGCUUGUCUACCCCUGUAUGUCUGUCCAGCUCAGAGAAGGAACAGCAGAGCCAAACAUACAGCAUGGGACUGAAUAUCAGCGCUGAAGAAAGCACUGGAAACUCAGAUAUGGACAAGUCAUCUUCAGAGGAAGAGCAGCCAGAGGCUGAAUGUAAGAAGCUGCAGGUUAUUGCUGAAGAAAGUUUCUCCUGCAUUGAGGAAGAGGAGGAGGACAUGGAGGAGAAACAGCUUCAUGAUCUUCCAGAUGAUCGGAAGCAAAAGAAAACAGCUUCAUCAUUGUUGUCAGCUUUGACAGAAGAGCCAAAUGAAGACAAGGUUAGCUCAGAAGAUGAGGACUCUUACAUUGAGGAAACAUAUAUUUGUGACGGGACAAAAAGUGAGAGCAGGCAAAGCAAUUUGAUAGAAAAUCAGGUUUCAGAAAAAGACAGUUUAAUAGGUGAUAGGUCUAAUACAGACGAUGACAGCGGGAAUGAUCACAACAGCUAUGAAGAACAUGUAGAGGAAGAGCAGACGAAGGCUGAAGAUGAACAAAUCAGCAGCUCAACUGAAGAAUUAAGCUACUAUGAAAAACAGCCCAGUUCAGAGGAGGAGCAAGCUCAUGUGGACAGAUACAAAGGAGAAAGUCGUAUAGCACAUCAAGAAGCUCCUGCAGUAGCAACACAGUCUCGAGCUACUAACUCUGAAACGUCUGCAGCGAUGCUCCAGCAUCAGUCUGAAGAAAUAAUGCCCCAAUCAGUUGCAGAGAGGGUAAUUCUUCUAGAAAAGCGAGUUGCUGAUGCCGAGAAAAGAAAAAGUACAACAAAAAGUUCUGCAGUCAGAUGUUACCCGCAAAGAAAGGCCCAUCUUGAUUCAGAUGACGAGGAUUCACCCUGUGAAUCGCUGGCUCUCUGCACCCGAUCGGCUCCCCAGUCAUCGUUGUCGUUCAGCUACGACUCCAGUGGUGUUGUAACCACUGAGCCUGAAGGCAGCAGAGUCAGAUCCAUCAGGGAGAUGUUCUUAGCAAAGAGUGCCACAGACAUCCAGCAAACACGUUUCCCAAGUCCACGUACGUCAGAGCUGGAGUUGCGAGCCGAGACCUCGGUCAGUGGUGGAUAUCAGUCUCAGACUUCAAGUGAAAUGUCCAGUGGUGAAGAUGAUUUGUCAAAGAAAUCCAUCACUAAAGGUUUUGUGAGGAGAACAAUCGAAAGGCUUUAUGGUAAAAAGGAUUCAAAUCCCGAUGAGGAAGCAGGUGAAAGACCCCCAUUUGAGCCAAAACAAGAAAAAAAUGGGCAGUCAAGUAUCUUUGCUCCCUUCCACACAGCCCGAUCCAAAGCAAUGUCUGAACUAUCUUACUUCUAUUCUGCUAACGCCCUGGACACCUUAAGUGAAGCGACAAGAUGCAUUGCUUUUAAUGCACAGGUUGGGCCUGGAGACAGCAUACCCAUUGAUGACGGACGAUGGCUCCUUAGAGACAACACCUUCAUCAGAAAGUCUGUUUCAGAUCCAAUUGGAAUCAACAAAACAUUUACAAAUACUCCUGAAGGCAAAGGAGUGUGCGAGGACACAGAGGACAAGACUCCCUAUUCUCUCUUCGCUACAAAGCCGGAACCGGAAGAAGACAAGACCAAAUUGUUUUCCAGAAAGUGCACCUACUUUUCUUUGCCCCACGCCAGCGAGUCAGACACGUGUCAGGAUGAGCUGAGCACGGCGAGCAGGAACAGCGCGAAUGGCGACAGCAUCGUAGAGGCAAAGGACAACUCAGAGGACACCAAGACGUGGGCAGAAAGGAACGGCAUGCUGCCCACCAUGACUGACUUUAAGAUGAUGGACAACAAAGUGCACCCAGUCAUAGAGCCUCCACCUGAGGAUGAGGUUGUAGUGGUGCAGCCUGGGAAAGGUCAGGGUGUUGUUAAUAGAAGGCUUCCAGAGCAGGACAUAUUGGAUGUACUGUACAAUUUUUGUGGGCAGCAUUGUCCUUUACUGUAAAGGGGCAGCUUCUUUUUUUUUUUUUUCCACAUAAUCACAGAUGAUAAGUGUACAUUAUCAGGCCACAUUGAGAAAUAUUUUUUUGGUGCCUACUUUUUGUUGUUGCCAUAGCCUUGGCAUAAUACACUAUCAUAUCUCAAUUCAUCUGAGUGAACGCCAAGUGUGUAACAAUGCGUCACAGAUGCACGAGCCAGUGGAUUAACCCUAUUCAACCCUCACAUUUGUCCAUGUAUAGUAAGACUUUGUGAUACAACUUGUCAUUUUAUACUGCUUGUUCAACACAAGAAACAGUCGAACACCUCAAGUGUAUAUUUGCCAUUUUUACACUCCAGAGCAGCUCUUUUUGUCCUAUAGGUUGCCUGUCAAAACAAGCACACGGAGCAUUACUGUAAUCUUGUUUUCAAACUCUAAAUAGUUUAAGUCCCGGCAGAUGUCAGGCAACCCAGCCGAUCCCAACUGAGUGAGCAGGUCAGUUAGUGGCCUGGAACAGUACUAUAUUUGUUGUACUAGUUGUCUACAGUGUAAAUAAGACUUUUUCUGGUUUUCACUAAGUAUUCAUAGCUUAACACAUAUUUACAAUAGCCUGAUUUUUACCAAUUAGGACAAACUGUCUUAUGGUUUACAAUGUGGCAGCUGUGACGUCUUUGUCUUUUUAAAUUGAUGUUAAGAAUUAAAGUGUGUUUGCAAGUGUUGGUCUUCUGUUUUUCACUUCUAAAUCAGCCCGAGUAAUUUUUUGUAGAUCCUGGAAACAGAUGAUUAAACAGAUGCCAUGUACUUAACAAAUCAUUUAUUAAGAUGAGCCUUUUUGCGAGUAAAAGUCCAAAGGCCAAGGUAGACGUCGUGUUAAAGACACCUCAAGAAGCUCAGCUCACUUGUUUUCUCUUGCUGAUUAGCAUCAGCAGAUCUCUGAAGAGGAGCGGAGACCUCUGUUUUCUCACUCUCUGUUUGAGGAAGUACUCUUGUUGUUCUAAGGCUGUUUUGUUUCUCAGAAGUUGCCAUGAAGCUGGCCCGUGUUGUGACAGGAGCGUCUAGGAAUGCACUAAGAGGGGAGUGUUUACAUCUGCAGCUACAAAGAGAAAACACAGCA
Molecule: messenger RNA, 8585 nt
Organism: Archocentrus centrarchus (flier cichlid)
Lineage: Eukaryota; Metazoa; Chordata; Actinopteri; Cichliformes; Cichlidae
Product: oxygen-regulated protein 1-like
Exons: 4
Coding region: 116-7498 (2460 amino acids)
Biological process (GO): retina development in camera-type eye; axoneme assembly; intracellular signal transduction
Cellular component (GO): axoneme
Source: RefSeq, a predicted model, not a curated record